ACCCAACCCUAAAACAACCCAAAACUUAAAACGGGUCGGGUUGAUAGAGACCUACCGGACGAAUCUCUUCGCAUUUCAAACUCCAUUGCGACACCAUCAAAGCAACACCGCAAUGCCUCUGCAACGAUGCGCAGUUCAAAGUUUGCAGUGUCUCUGCUUAUAGCACGUGCCAAGUCCCUUCAACUUCAUCACCUCACGUGUCACUGCGUCGCUUCUUCUUCUCCAACUUCAACGCCACUCUUCAAGGUUUUCCCUUCUUCCAUACGAAAUGCGAAUGCCGUCGCCACCACGCGCCUCUUCUCCAGCUACUAUUCCCUCGAACAGUUUUCCGAUGAUGAAUACGACGGUGACUUUGAGAACCAGCAGGUAUCGUCUACGGUGGCCAAUGUAGACGAGUGGAAAUGGAAACUCAGCAUGCUGUUACGCAGCGAAAAGGACCAGGAGAUUGUAUCAAGAGAUAAAAAAGAUAGGAGGGACUAUGAACAGAUAGCUAACCUUGCCAAAAGAAUGGGGCUAUACAGUGAGUUGUUUGGAAAAGUGGUCGUUGCAAGCAAGGUACCUCUUCCCAACUACCGUCCAGAUUUGGAUGACAAACGUCCACAAAGAGAGGUGGUGAUUCCACUAAGCUUGCAAAGGAGGGUUGAGGGUUUGCUGCAGGAGUACCUUGAUAGACUUCAGUUAAAUUCUGCAAAGACAACUGACAGCCUGGAUGAUGGGAACUCCACCAAUCAAGUUAAAGAAAUAGACAUUGACGAAAAUGAUGAUUCUUUGGUGGAUGAAUCUGUCAUGGAAAAGGUUCUCCAAAAGAGGAGUUUGAGGAUGCGCAAUAUGCAAAGAGCUUGGCAGGAAUCACCUGAAGGCAGGAAAAUGUUGGAGUUCCGGAAGUCUCUACCAUCAUUUAUGGAAAAGCAAGGUUUACUUCAAGCUAUAGCACACAAUCAGGUGAUAGUUAUAUCUGGAGAGACUGGCUGUGGUAAAACCACUCAAAUUCCUCAAUAUGUAUUAGAAUCACAGAUAGAGUCUGGCCGUGGAGCAUUUUGUAACAUUAUUUGCACCCAGCCUCGAAGGAUAUCAGCCAUGGCAGUGUCGGAGAGAGUGUCAGCCGAGCGUGGAGAGCCUCUUGGUGAAACAGUGGGCUUCAAAGUUCGAUUAGAAGGAAUGAAAGGGAAAAACACCCAUCUUCUAUUUUGCACCAGUGGUAUAUUACUUAGAAGGUUGCUGAGUGAUCGUAAUCUGAAUGGUAUAACCCAUGUUUUUGUCGAUGAAAUUCAUGAAAGAGGCAUGAAUGAAGACUUCUUAUUGAUUGUGCUAAAGGAUCUGCUUCCACGGCGUAGGGAUUUAAGGUUGGUUUUAAUGAGUGCCACCUUGAAUGCUGAGCUGUUUUCAAAUUAUUUUGGAGGUGCUCCUACAUUUCGGAUUCCGGGUUUCACCUAUCCUGUUAGAGCUCACUUUUUAGAAGAUGUGUUGGAAAUGACUGGAUACAAGUUGACUUCCUUCAACCAAAUUGAUGAUUAUGGUCAAGAGAAACUGUGGAAAACACAAAAGCAAUUGGCACCACGGAAGAGGAAAAAUCAGAUCACUUCUCUUGUUGAGGAUGCUCUUUCAAAAUCAAGCUUUGAGAACUACAGCUCCAGGGCACGUGAUUCAGUGGCAUCUUGGGCACCUGACUGCAUAGGGUUCAAUCUCAUUGAGGCUGUUCUAUGCCAUAUAUGUCGUAAGGAACGUCCAGGUGCUGUCUUAGUGUUUAUGACCGGAUGGGAGGAUAUAAGUUCUCUAAGAGAUCAACUUAAAGCACAUCCUCUUUUAGGAGAUCCCAAUAGGAUUCUACUUCUAACAUGUCAUGGUUCAAUGGCAACUUCAGAACAGAAACUCAUAUUUGAGAAACCACCUCCAAAUAUAAGGAAAGUAAUACUUGCUACAAAUAUGGCUGAGGCAAGUAUAACAAUCAAUGACAUAGUUUUUGUGGUCGAUUGUGGAAAAGCAAAAGAGACCACAUAUGAUGCUUUGAAUAACACACCUUGUCUUCUACCUUCUUGGAUAUCACAAGCAUCUGCACGUCAGGCAAGUAUCUACAUCUCUUGAGUAUUCACUGUUGUU
Vigna umbellata (rice bean) is the source of this 2097-nucleotide messenger RNA. Lineage: Eukaryota; Viridiplantae; Streptophyta; Magnoliopsida; Fabales; Fabaceae. The record is from RefSeq and is a predicted model, not a curated record.